CAAAGGCCAGUGUCUCUUCUAAAGGCCAGAGUCGUCUCUUCUAGCUCUAGCCAAAUGAAAAAAAAGAAAAGAAAAGGCAAGUGUCUCUUUGUAACAUAAAAACAAGAGACAGACCACAUGUCCUGUGAAACAAGAAUCAGAUUCUUAGCAUACCCAACAAUCAAUACACACAAUGUGUCGUUAUUAGAAUAUAUAAUUUUGACACAAUCGAGUAGCUGCAGCCUGCAGAGAAUAGUUCUUUCCUUCACCUUGCAAACUUCGUAAUUUCGUCCGGUUCAAGGCACGCACUGUUUCAUUAAGAUCCUCCAUCUUAUAUAUAAAAAUCACAUACAUGGGUGCAUUCAAACGUACUCCUAUACUUAAACUCGUAGAUUGUUUUACUUACAUAAUUAUAAUUAACUGCUGAUUGGUUCUUUACAUUUGAUAUGGCGUUGAACUGGGGACCAGUCCUAAUGUCGGUGAUUCUGUUCAUCGUAUUGACCCCCGGAGUAUUGUUUCAGUUUCCUGGGAAGACCAAAGUGGUUGAGUUUGGCGGUUUUCAAACAAGCGGCGGAGCCAUUGUCAUUCACACUCUCAUCUUCUUUGCCUGCAUCACAGUCUCCCUCAUCGCUCUUCAUAUCCACAUCUACGCUGCCUAAUCAUCGUCCUCUUGUGUCCCUCUCGCGGCCAGCUGCAUCAUUAAUUUUUCCCUUGUCUUUUCUCUGUUUUGAUUUCUGAUUUCCAUUUAAGUACUUUGUACUAGAGUUACAAUGACUCCUUUCUCUUGAUUGUUGCUGUUUUUUUUAAGAAAAAAAAUUGUUUUGUUAAUUUUAUAUUUCCUAUA
Capsella rubella is the source of this 823-nucleotide messenger RNA. RefSeq lists its product as uncharacterized. The record is from RefSeq and is a predicted model, not a curated record. The transcript has a single exon. Lineage: Eukaryota; Viridiplantae; Streptophyta; Magnoliopsida; Brassicales; Brassicaceae. Bases 426 to 638 code for a protein of 70 amino acids.